CGUAGCUCCUAGCCCAGCGGCAGUCAAUCCCAAGGACUGGGUCUCCCCUGCCCUUCCUUUCCUGGCUCAGUGCCCCUCCCUCAGACUGACCUGACCUUCCUCUCCCUGCAGUGGCCCCCAAAGGACCCCAAAUCGUGAUGACACCCAGCAGAGCCCGGGUCGGGGACACCGUGAGGAUUCUGGUCCACGGAUUUCAGAACGAAGUCUUCCCGGAGCCCAUGUUCACGUGGACACGGGUCGGGAGCCGCCUCCUGGAUGGCAGCACCGAGUUCGACGGGAAGGAGCUUGUGUUGGAGCGGGUUCCCGCCGAGCUUAACGGCUCCAUGUACCGCUGCACAGCCCAGAACCCCCUGGGCGCCACUGACACACACACCCGGCUCAUUGUGUUCGGUACGCCCUGCCCUGCUGGGGGUCAGAGGAUAGCCAGGGCGGGCCCUGCCCGGAGCUGUCCCAAGCAGGAGGGAGCAGCAACGGCCUGAGUCCCCUGAAUUUGCCCUGAGAGGGCACCCCACAGGGAGGCCCUGUAGUUCAGAGGUUAAAACCAGAGAGUUCUGGGUUCAAAUCCCAGAUCUACCACUUAGCAGCUAUGCAAUCUUGGACAAACUACUUUACCUCCCUCAGU
Molecule: messenger RNA, 622 nt
Organism: Manis javanica (Malayan pangolin)
Lineage: Eukaryota; Metazoa; Chordata; Mammalia; Pholidota; Manidae
Source: RefSeq, a predicted model, not a curated record